AUGGCUGCGAACCGGGUCGGGAGGAGGUGUAACAACAAAGUCCAUUCCCCGAGUAGGGGUCCAGGGAGGGACCCGGGGCUUAGCUUGCAGAAGCGGCAAGCACGGGUCACGGUAAAGUACAACAGAAAGGAGCUCCAAAGGCGCUUGGAUGUGGAGAAGUGGAUUGACUGUAGUCUGGAGGAGCUCUAUGUGGGUAGGGUGAGUCCCAUCUAUUUGAAAUGAAACGGAUCUCUAUUGAUAGGCCACGCAAUACCCAUACGGUCACAUACCUAGACAAUGGGAAACGUUUAUUUUACUUAUUGUAAGAAUACAAAAAGGGUUUUACGCAAUAACAAUUAUUCAGCUUAGCAUCAGUGUCCACUGAAUGACAAAAGCGACAUUGGCAGCAGCUUCGGGGUACGCAAUCCACCGUAGCGCUGCACAUCACUCUUCAGUGGGACUUGAUCACUAUAAUGAAUAUAUCCGUUUGGCGCAUUUUGGUUACAUACAAGUCAUUUUGUGUGAGCGGUUACGCAGUGAUCGCGUAUUUUUAGUCUCCUCAAGAUAUGUAAAUAAAACUAUUUAAAACAUUUGACUGUCUGUUUUUCAGAGAUUGUACUGCCGAGUGUCCCUUGGCUACGACGUUACUCAAUUUUACAUGCUUGACAUUCGAUGAAUCAAGGAUGGGUAGAUAGAUGCCUUCUAGUCAUAGGGUCUAAUGACUGUCUAGUCAAAACAAUGCCUGUCAUAUUGGUCAAUUCAUGGUCUCAUAAAAUCCAGAUUGAUAGUAUUGUGCAUAUGUGUUUUCUUAUCAGACACUAUUGACUGGACACUUGUCCAUUUUAGCUAAUAAUAAUAAUAAAAGCAAACAUUUCUCUGUUGCCAGAAGAGGGGACUAGAAUAAAUGACAAAGCCAUUAGCAAGGCCAUGGAGCACGUGCACAGGAUAGUAAGGUUAACCAUGUCAAGCUUUGGUUUCCGCUUUACACCCUUGUUUGUCUAAAGUUGUUAGCAUGUCAUCCUCCUCUACAUUCAUUCAAGGUAUGGUCUGUGCAUUUUAUUAGCUGAACAAAUAUUAUCACACUUUACACACCACAGUUGAAACAGUUUACUCUGCUCUAAGAAGAACACCUGCGGAGGUGUUUUACGGCUGCCUGGAAUGCUUCCUCGUAUUAGCAAAGAGCGGAAAGACCCAGUACAAAAAUAGACUUGACAUCCAAGGCAAAAUGCAAAAGUUGAUAUGGUAGAUUCCCUUCAUGUUGUUCCCUUCCUGUUGUAUGUAAGGGGAUUGAUGGUCAUUGGAGGACAUGGAGGGGUCAGUAUACUCCCUGUGAGUGGGAAAGGCUGCCAGGGGUGACAUGGGAAAGAUCAGAAGUCCAAUUGAAAGUGCUCCCAGAAACAUAACAGGUCUGUGGCUGGCUGGCCAGGUCGCUUGGUCUUUGUUGCUUUACAUGGAUAGCCUUGAGGAUUUAUGGGCUUCUGGCUGGCAAAACAGGAGGACCCUGGGGGACCAGGUGCGGUGUGUGGCAUCACCAGCGAGGGCAGGGGCACCAGAGGAUGUUGGUAGGCAUUCGGUCAAGGCACUGCAUGGUGGCGGCUGUGUGAGUAGGCGGGGUUCGGGAGGAUGGUUGAUGUAGAGAUGGGGUUGGCGCUAUGGGACAGAUUUUCAGAUUAUUCCAUACCAAUAAUCUCUCCGUCAGACACAACCAUCUCCUGCUCAGAAUUUAUUUAACUAUAAGACUAUAGAAAUUACACAUCCUGUGUUGAAUUCUGUUUGUAUGAUACAUUGAGACCGAUUGAGUCUACAGCCUUCUGGGUGGGUCUCUUUUUCUGCAGACCAAUUAGCAAUCUGUUCUUCAGCAUCUACUUUCUACAUCCAAUUUAUAACACAGUAAUAAAACAUGGUAGUAAAAACUAAAUGUGUCUACUGCAAAGACCACCACCUGGCAGAUGCUAACCAAUCGCAGAGGAGUAAAAGCAGUGCUGUCACAGGGGGAUGUCUCUGUAGUGACCAUUAUAUAACCACAGGGGAUACAAUGACAGUAAAAACUGCAUCAGUGAGCCAUAUUUUUAAUAGCGUCUCCACAUCCACUUAAAGAAUAUAUAAAUAUUGCAUUUGAGCCUAUUUAGUGUUCAUGACAAUUUGAUAUACUGUACCAUUCUGUUGCUUGUGGAUGAAUACAGUAAACACACUGUCUUGCUUUCUCAUAAACACAAACACAUGGCCACAGCUUUAUAUCUAUGUUAAUGAGUUACUUGAUGUGCUGAUAGUGGAGCAAGCAUGUGUAAUGACUGUGUAAUCAGAUCUCGCCCAUACUAAUUUCCUGCUAGACCAAAGCCCACCCUGGCUGGCCUUGCAACGUGUGAACCACCUGACCAGGCCUGAACGGACACUAACUAUCCCAGUUAUUGAUUGAUGACAUCUUUGUUUCCUGGGAUGAUUCUUAUGAAUGGGGGGAUGGGGGUUUGGGGGAAGUGAAGGUCCCAUAUGUCACCAAAGAGCACAAAGAGAAUACCCCCCAGCUCCCCCCUAACUCCCCCCAUCACCAAGCCUAUUGUUGAAGCUCAAAGCAUUGAAUGUAGCACAUCACUUGGCCCAUUAUCAAGGGCCAUUAGUCUUGUAUCAACGCUCAAUUGGAGGCCCGGAUUAAGACCCCUUCAGUGUUCUGCUAUCUGCGUGAUUGUCUGCCAGGCUCGGGGUCUUUUCACUUUUAAUCCCAUGUCCCACUACUACACCCAGUCAUUAUUACCAUUCUAUUGCGUCGUCACUGCCCACUAAGCCACACAGAUGUGACAGCCAGUUGUUAGGCAAUUUACCACUGCAAACUGGGCGUGAAGAACAUCGGAGAACUAAGGUUUUUAGAGUGCAAUUGUUUAUUUUUGUAGCAACAAUCAAUAUCUAAUGGGUGUGAAAUAGGUAUUGCAACUGAUCUAUAACAGCUGUUUCCCCAACGAAUGCAAGUUGUCGAAGACGUGGAAAUGAAUCUCAUAAGACUCAUAAAAUAUAUAAAUCACAAACGCAAUUAUGUCAUGUUAUUUAUCUUGAACCAGAACACCUGCCCAGUGAUAAAUGAAUAACCUAAUGGAAAUACAUUUAAUUUGCAUGCAUAUGUAGAUCUGAUAAACAACCAUCAAUCUCCUGAUGAACAGGCCCAUUUCCUGGUGUAGAGAGAACCUCUAUUGGAAAUCUCGCUUUGCCGAUCAUAUAUCUCAAUAAUUAUGGUUUAUACAUGAUUUCACUGACAGCACUAAACCCUUAUUUUUGCAUUACAUUCUUGACAAUGAGACCUUUUGGUAGUGUUCUGACCAGAUGGGCUAAUAAUGUUGUAAUUAAUACUAGAUCAGGUGUCAAACUCAUUCCACGGUGGGCCGGUGUCUGCGGGUUUUCACUCCUUCCUCAUACUUGAUUGAUGAAUUAAGGUCACUGAUUAGUAAGUAACUCCCCUCACCUGGUUAUCUAGGUCUUAAUUGAAAGGAAAUACCAAAAACCAGCAGACACUAGGCCCUCCAUGGAAUGAGUUUGACACCCCUGUACUAGAUUAAUAUUAUUUUUAUGUGCUGUAGCAGUAAGUAACUGUGGGAAUGCAUCUGGUGAAAACUAGUGAUGUUGAUGUUUUUAAUAAUAAUGACUUGUUAGGAUGUGAUGGCAUGGGAUGGCCUGAUGGAAAUAGAGGUUGACAUAUUCUGGGCUGGGGAGACGAGGUGUGAGACAGGGAGAAAGAGUAGGGGAGAGAGAGAGGAGAUGUGUAACAAUAUGUUAUACAGGCAGUGAAGAGGAUGUGAAUAUUACAGAGUGGGAGAGAAGUGAGUGGGACAGACGAGAGUAGACCGAUCAUGACUCUGGAAAUUACAUGUUAAUGUAGUAUAUUAGGGGUAGAUAGAUACUGUAGUGGUUCUGCGUUUCGCAGUUUGCCUGUUGCAGGAUAUGCAAUGUCAGCAUGGAAGGGGGAGGGAAUGGUGGUGUGGAAAAAAACUUGAGUAAAGACAGAUAAGUGUCUGUCAAUACUGCAGGCUCUAAAGUAAACCCAACAGCUGAGGGUUGUAACAUGGUGUACACAAACAGACCCACAACAGUGACUUUAAGAAAUCAUAAUUUGUGUCAGUGCAAUGUAGUGGCUCAUUAUCAGUGAAAUGUAUUGAGGCUGAAUGUUUCAUGUGUAUAUUGAUUGGUUUCAGUUAUUUUAUUAAUGAUGACCUUCCACCUCAAUGGGUUAUGGCAAUUAUGGAAAUGCAUGUAGAUUUAAAGUGUGGUCACUUCCCUUGUAAAUGCAUUUACUUUCCGUUAGUCUUCAGGUAAACCUGACAUGGUAUUUUGACCCAGAUUUCUUUUGUCAUCAGUGUGGGACAGCCCACUUACUGUAUCAGGGUGUUGGCUAUGGAAAACAUUACACAGACACACAGAAACACACACAGGUGGGUGCACAGCUGGACACAGGGACCAGUGGACUAACACCAAGAGUACCCAAGCAAACAAAAAACACAUUACCCUCAACCCACUGGCCUGGAAGUGAUGUGAACUAAAUUGCUGCCUUGGAGCCCUCUACUGAUGCUAAACUGGGUGGAAUGACUCGCUCCCAUUCUCUAUCUGUCUCUCUCGCUGUGUUGCCCACUCUCUCUCUCAAUCUCUCUGCUACAGAGGAGUGAGGGCCCAGCCAUACUCAUUACAAAGUGCUACCUAGAUCUGGUAUUGUUGCUGGUGCUACAUUCUGCAAAACAAUCACUCACCUUCAGGACCCUAAACUAUUUUUAACAUAGGGCUUCAUUGUCUGCUAAAACACUGUCAUCACACAGUGCAGGCUAAAUUAGAACCACAGAUGAAAGGGAGUUCGUUUAAAGUGUCAUUGCUAGAAAUCAAUGACUGGUAGAAAUACUACUAUCAGUAUUUAUUUCAAACUCGUGUAUGCAAGAUUCAUACUUUUAUGAGAAAUGAUCUACUUUGAUGGGCAAAUCGAUGCAAGUGAGAAAAGAGACAUAUAAAAUAUAUUAGUGCAAUCCAGACUUGGACAAUGAAAGCAGUUGAAUCACAAUAAAAACAUUGCAACAGCCUAAAGAAACUAACUCAUCCUGACAGGCCUGAGUCAUCAUGUUUGUCCCACGAUGGAGGCUGUGUUUACUCAACACUGCCAGGAAUGUGAUUUUUAACUGCUCACUGAGCCUCAUUAACCCCAGAAUGAGUAGUACUAGUUCUAGCGGACGCCAGCUUGGAUGAGAUGCGAGGGGGGGAAAUUAGCUAUGUGUUUGCUUAAUUGGUGAAUAUACACCAUGUAUAAUUGAGCAUUACAAUAAUUAUUUUUGAUGUUAGGGUAUGAAUUAAGAUGUUUAUUUUUUUUUACCAGCCCCUGGAAUAGAUCUGCUGAUAUGCAGUGUGCCAAUAAUGUGUCGUUUUAUUACAUAUGUAUAUUACAAUACCGUGUAUUACACACAUUGUUGUGUCUGUGUGGUACGUGUAUGAGAGUGUUUGUGGACUUGCUCGUGUGGCUGUGUUUUUAAAUGCCUGUGUCUGUGUGUGGGCAGUAUGAGACAGUAUUUCAUUGGCAUUUGGAGUUGAAAGAAAGGUCAGGGAUGCCUGGGUAGGAAGGGACUGCUUGGAUCUGCCGGGACGGACCUUUACACUACCGGCAUCAGAAUCACUAAGUUCACCCCCCCGACGGCACCCACAGACAGACCCAACAGGGCUGGUUAACCUUACUGCUGAGCAUUCAGGUCAGACUGCUCUCUAUGGCCUGUAGCAGGAGUGUCACUAGUCAACAUGUCACACCCUCUCACACACACCCCACCACACCCAUGCUGUCUUUGUUGUGUACUGUGGUUGAUGUUUGGGUUAGGUUUUGAAAACAGCCUCCCUUCUAGUCUACAGUGAUAUUUGCAGUCGUCUUCAUCAAUUUCCAUAUUUUGUUAUUCAAAGAAUCUCUGCCUUACCAAAAAGGGCAAUAAACGAUCAUUUUUGGCUCACUGUGUUGAUAGCAGCACAUCAUGAAUAAUUCCCUUUGAAUGUGCUGUUUGUGCCAAUGAGCAGACUUGCCCCAAGGGAAAAAUAAAUAAGGUGGAAUCUCACCAUGAGACUCUUGGUAAGCGUUUGCCCGGAAGCCAUUGUGGAAUGCUUUCCUGUUGAGAGAAGUAGUUUGGGAAAUGGGUGUGUGUUGGGGGCGACUAUAUUUUAUACUGAACAAAAAUAAAAACCCAACAUGUAAAGUGUUGGUUUCAUGUACUGAAAUAAGGGGCCAGAAAUGUUCCAUAUGCACAAAAAGCGUAUUUCUCUCAAAUGUUGUGCACAACUUUGUUUAAAUCCCUGUUAGUGAGCAUUUUCUCCUUUGCCAAGAUAAUCCAUCCACCUGGCAGGUGUGGCAUAUAAAGAAGCUGAUUAAACAGCAUGAUCAUUACACAGGUGCACCUUGUGCUGGGGACAAUAAAAGGCCACUCUGCCUCCAACAUCGUUUUAGAGAAUUUGGCAGUACGUCUAACUGGCCUCACAACCGCAGACCACGUGUAACCACGCCAGAGCAGGACCUCCACAUUUGGCUUCACCUGUGGGAUCGUCUGAGACCAGCCACCCAGACAACUGAUGAAACUGUGGGUUUACACAACUGAAUAAUGUUUGCUCAAACUGUCUCAGGGAAGCUCAUCUGCGUGCUCGUCGUCCUUACUAGGGUCUUGACCUUACUGCAGUUUGGCGUCGUAACCGACUUCAGUGGACCUUCGAUGGUCACUGGCACGCUGGAGAAGUGUGCUGUUCACGGAAAGCUGAAAAUGGGAAGCUGAAAAUUCCGGGAAGCUGAAAAUGCCCCAGUUCUUCCAUGGCCUGCAUACUCACUAGACAUGUUACCCAUUGAGCAUGUUUGGGAUGCUCUGGAUCGACGUGUACAACAGCGCGUUCCAGUUCAUGCCAAUAUCCAGCAACUUCGCACAGCCAUUGAAGAGGAGUGGGACAACAUUCCUCAGGCCAAUAUCAACAGCCUGAUCAACUUCUCAAUCAAUGAGAAGGAGAUGACGCGCUGCAUGAGACAAAUGGUGGGCACACCAGAUAUGGACUGUUUUUCUGAUCCACACCCCUACCUUUUUGUUAAAGGUACUGUAUCUGUGACCAACAGAUUAAUACAGUAUUUUUUUAUUCCCAGUCAUGUGAAAUCCAUAGAUUAGGGCCUAAUGAAUUUAUUUAAAUUGACUGAUUUUCCUUAUAUGAACUGUAACUGUAAUCUUUGAAAUUGUUGCAUGUUGCAUUUUAUAUUUUUGUUCAGUGUAGUUAAUGAUCUGUGAAAAUUUCCCAAAUGAAGUAAGUGCAUAGACUGUUAUACAAAUAGUCUCUGCUUUCCUCUGAGACUUUGGGGGGAGCUGAAGGCACUGUUUGAGUAUGACCGAUUUAGGAGGCCGUGAGAAAGCGUAAUGGAUGCUAUCUGUGAUGGAGAAUGUCUGGCCUUGAUGGUGUUGGCUUCCGUCCUUACAGCAUACCUAGACUAGUAGUAGCCAGGGUGGUGGUUCGUUCUCUCUCUCUUCUCCCACCACCCUCUUUGUCUGUCUUCUUCCUUUCCCCCCCUUUAUUCUCUUUUUUGUUUAUCUCCCUCCUUUCCCCCCCCCUUUUCUUUUUUCCCCCCAAAAUCCCUUUUUUUCCCCCUCUCCUUUUUUUUUUUACCCCUUUUCCUCCCUUUUUCCCCCAAACCCAAUUUUUUGUUUUGGCCCUUCCCCAAAAUUUUUUUUUUUUUAAAAUACCUUUUUUUUCUUUAUUUCUUUAAUUUCCCCACUACCUGCUUCCUAUUUCUCUUCUCCCUCUUUGCUUUCCUUAAAAUUUUCCCACCCCCCCCCCCCUUUUUUUUAAUUUUUUGGGGGUUUUUUCCCCCGAAUUCCCAAAUUUUUUCCCCUCACCUAUUUUUCCCCCCUUUUUUUCCCUUUUUUCCCCCCUUCCCCCCCCAUUCCCUCCCCCCUCUCCUCUCUUCUCUAAACCUCUCCCUCCUUUUCUCCCCCCUUUUCCCCUCCCCUUCCCUUCCUUCCCCCUCUCCUUCCCUUUCCCCAAAACCCCUUCUCUCUCUUCCUCUUCCCCUUCCUCUCUCUCCCCCCCCUCUCUCUUCUCUCUCGUCUCUCGUCCUCUCUCCCCCUCUCUCCUCCCCUCGCCUCUCUCUCUCUCUCGUCCCUCUCCCCCCUCUCUUGCCCUCCCUCUCCCCCCUCUUCCUCCCCUCUCCCCUCGCUCUCUUCUCCCUCCCCCACUCCCUCCCCCCUUCUAUGUCUGUCCUCUUCUCUCUCCUUCCACCCCUCUCCCCUCGCUCUCUUCCCCCUCUCUCUUUCUUAUCCUCACAUGCAGUGUUCCAACUGAAACUAAAUCCUAAGAUUAUGGAGGCACUUUGAUGACCGAUUCCAACAGAGGCGCAGCCAUCGAAAUAAUAGUUUUUCCCCAAAAAAUCAUCCCCCUAGCCCUUAACUGCCGGCCCACGCGUCAAGCAUCCUGCAUCAUGCAUAUGAUGACUCAACAGCCAACAUGGAGACACACACACACACACACACACACACACACACACUGCAGUGCUCCAGGGUCUGUGAAUGUCUCAUGGUGUACUCUAAAAACACUCACAGCUUUUCUUCUGUGUCUGUAAGACCCAUGCAACUCAGAACUUAUGGCAAGACCUGAUUUGUCCUUUUGUGAGUGACCUAUAUAUUAUAUGCUUGUAUCUGAGCCUGUCCCUUACACAGCCUAUCCCUUAGGAUACUGCCCUGGGCAGAGUGCAGUGGAUUAUGCCGAGGGCAGUAUCCUGACAUACAGCUACAGGAUGUAGUGGAGGAUUGGUGGACAGUUUGACUGAUGCUCUGUCACCUUGUGUCCCCAGGAGGAGGAGAUGCCAGAGGAGGUGAACAUUGACGAGCUGUUAGACCUGAAGAGUGAUGAGGAGAGAACUCACAGGCUCCAGGUAUGCUGUACUACUCACUAGCAAAAUCAUCAAUUUAAAAGCUGUGUGAACAAGUUGUAUGGUUUGGUUUGUGAGAGUAACAGUAGUAGCUGUAGAUGUGGUUGCUGUUGAAAUAUAUUGUUUCAGCAGCAGGCUGGACAGUUUAACUAAAAUCGUAUUUGGUCUGGGGAUUUUUUUCCAGGAAAUGUUUCACACCUGCAACAACAACACAGAGGUAAGUGAGGUAAUCUAUAUAAAAGAGCAAUAUCUAACAAUGUGUUUAAGAUUAUGUUUUUGAUAGUAUUUUAUGACAUUUAUGUCUAGAGACUGAGAAUGAUGUCAUGGUGAAGGGACCAAUCAGAGAACAGGGUUAGGACGAUGUCAUUAUUAAGGUUGCAAAAUUCCGGGAACUUUCAAAAAAUUCCCUGGUUUUCCAGAAGUCCUGGUUGGAGGAUUCCGGAUUUUUCCUGCUUAUUCCCUCCUGAUUUCGGGAAUCCUCCAACCUGGGAUUUCGGGAAAACCAGGGAAUUUAUUGAUAGUUCCCGGAAUUUUGUAACACUAGUCAUUAUGAAGGGACCAAUCAGAUAGCAGGCUUAUGAUGAUGUUAUGAUGAAGGGACCAGUCAGAGAACAGGGUUAUGAUGUCAUUAUAAAAGGACCAAUCACCUCUGGUCAAGUCUGAGUUGAGUCACAAGUCAUGAAAAAUUGUGACUCAAUUCCACUAAGCUACCUGGGGCGGCAGGUAGCUUAGUGGUUAAGAGCGUUGUACCAGUAACCGAAAGGUCGCUGGUUCUAAUCCCCAAGCCGACUAGGUGAAAAAUCUGUCGAUGUGCCCUUGAGCAAGGCACUUAACCCUAAUUGCUCCUGUAAGUCGCUCUGGAUAAGAGCGUCUGCUAAAUGACCAAUUUAUUUUAUUUAUUUAUUAUUCCUAAACUCAAGUACUACAACACUGCCUUCCUCUCGCUCUCUCUCUCUCUCACCUCCUCUCUCACCUUCUUUCUCUCUUUAUACUCUGUCUCUCUCUCUCUCUCACCUCCUCACUCAUUCUUUCAGGAACAGAAGUAACUAAUGAUGACUCCACAUAUACAGUGGGGAAAAAAAGUAUUUAGUCAGCCACCAAUUGUGCAAGUUCUCCCACUUAAAAAGAUGAGAGAGGCCUGUAAUUUUCAUCAUAUGUACACGCCAACUAUGACAGACAAAUUGAGAAAAAAAAAUCCAGAAAUUCACAUUAUAGGAUUUUUAAUGAAUUUAUUUGCACAUUAUGGUGGAAAAUAAGUAUUUGGUCACCUACAAACAAGCAAGAUUUCUGGCUCUCACAGACCUGUAACUUCUUCUUUAAGAGGCUCCUCUGUCCUCCACUUGUUACCUGUAUUAAUGGCACCUGUUUGAACUUGUUAUCAGUAUAAAUGACACCUGUCCACAACCUCAAACAGUCACACUCCAAACUCCACUAUGGCCAAGACCAAAGAGCUGUCAAAGGACACCAGAAACAAAAUUGUAGACCUGCACCAGGCUGGGAAGACUGAAUCUGCAAUAGGUAAGCAGCUUGGUUUGAAGAAAUCAACUGUGGGAGCAAUUAAUAGGAAAUGGAAGACAUACAAGACCACUGAUAAUCUCCCUCGAUCUGGGGCUCCACGCAAGAUCUCACCCCGUGGGGUCAAAAUGAUCACAAGAACGGUGAGCAAAAAUCCCAGAACCACACGGGGGGACCUAGUGAAUGACCUGCAGAGAGCUGGGACCAAAGUAACAAAGCCUACCAUCAGUAACACACUACGCCGCCAGGGACUCAAAUCCUGCAGUGCAGACGUGUCCCCCUGCUUAAGCCAGUACAUGUCCAGGCCCAUCUGAAGUUUGCUAGAGUGCAUUUGGAUGAUCCAGAAGAGGAUUGGGACAAUGUCAUAUGGUCAGAUGAAACCAAAAUAGAACUUUUUGGUAAAAACUCAACUCGUCGUGUUUGGAGGACAAAGAAUGCUGAGUUGCAUCCAAAGAACACCAUACCUACUGUGAAGCAUGGGGGUGGAAACAUCAUUCUUUGGGGCUGUUUUUCUGCAAAGGGACCAGGACGACUGAUCCGUGUAAAGGAAAGAAUGAAUGGGGCCAUGUAUCGUGAGAUUUUUAGUGAAAACCUCCUUCCAUCAGCAAGGGCAUUGAAGAUGAAACGUGGCUGGGUCUUUCAGCAUGACAAUGAUCCCAAACACACCGCCCGGGCAACGAAGGAGUGGCUUCGUAAGAAGCAUUUCAAGGUCCUGGAGUAGCCUAGCCAGUCUCCAGAUCUCAACCCCAUAGAAAAUCUUUGGAGGGAGUUGAAAGUCUGUGUUGCCCAGCGACAGCCCAAAAACAUCACUGCUCUAGAGGAGAUCUGCAUGGAGGAAUGGGCCAAAAUACCAGCAACAGUGUGUGAAAACCUUGUGAAGACUUACAGAAAACGUUUGACCUGUGUUAUUGCCAACAAAGGGUAUAUAACAAAGUAUUGAGACACUUUUGUUAUUGACCAAAUACUUAUUUUCCACCAUAAUUUGCAAAUAAAUUCAUAACAAAUCCUACAAUGUGAUUUUCUGGAUUUUUUUUUCUCAAUUUGUCUGUCAUAGUUGACGUGUACCUAUGAUGAAAAUUACAGGCCUCUCUCAUCUUUUUAAGUGGGAGAACUUGCACAAUUGGUGGCUGACUAAAUACUUUUUUUCCCCACUGUAGUAGCUGACAAUGCUAGUCUUGUCCCUCACAUACGAGGUCCUUCUUUCACAUUGUCCCUGUAUCCUUCGUGGUCAGCAUUACUCAACCUGUCCGUUAUGUGUUGACGGACCAUGUUGACCCCCCCCCACAUAUUGAUAUCAUACACACAAAUUGAAGUGAUAUCUCUGAAACAUGUUCCCUUGUUUUACUGUGAAUUACUCAACAUUACCAUCAUUGUCUCUCACUGUAUCCAUUCGGAGCAUGUUUCAAAUGAUGACCGACUUCCCUUCUUCCCUGCACACACAGGUUUUCAUCAAGGAACUGGUGUUGAAACUCCAUGGGCUGCAGAAACAGGAGGACCUCCACAAUGAUGGCAUCGAACAACCCCAGCUACACAUCUUCCCCAACCGGCAAAACUCUGCAGACCGAGAGGUGAUCUGA
Coregonus sp. 'balchen' is the source of this 11958-nucleotide messenger RNA. The record is from the annotation of a GenBank genome assembly. Lineage: Eukaryota; Metazoa; Chordata; Actinopteri; Salmoniformes; Salmonidae.